Messenger RNA from Heterobilharzia americana, 3277 nucleotides. Lineage: Eukaryota; Metazoa; Platyhelminthes; Trematoda; Strigeidida; Schistosomatidae. The record is from the annotation of a GenBank genome assembly.
CGCUAAAUUCGAAGGCGUACGUUACUUUUCAGAGUGAUGGCUGGAAAGGUUGUUAAACAACUGGCUGGUAGUGGGACCGGCCAAAGUCUUUCAGAUCUAAUGACGGCCAUGAAGUACACUUUGUCAGGUUCCGUGGUUGUGAAAGUAAUUUGCAAAGCUACAACAGAGGAGAUGUGUGCCCCUAAAAAGAAACACCUAGCAUAUCUUGUUCAAUGUACAUUCGAACCACGUUUGUCCGUUCCAGAUUUUGCCAAUCAACUUGUUAAUCGCACACAGCACAGUAACUCGGUCGUUGUAUUCAAGGCAUUGCUAACUAUUCAUCAUUUAAUGCAAUAUGGGAACGAGAGGUUUUCACAGUACAUUGCUUCGAAUAAUUGUCAUUUUUAUGUUCCAAGUCUACAUGAUCGCAAUAACUUUCAAGCUCAUGGGAUCGCUUUAUUUCUACGACCUUAUGCCAAAUAUUUGGAUGAGAAAGCAGCUUCGUAUCGUGAAGUUGCUUUUGAUUUUUGCCGUUUAAAACGUGGGAAAGACGAUAGUGAUAUGCGGGCAAUGCCACAAGAUAAACUGGUGAAAACUCUGCCAGUUAUUGAGAAACAAUUGGAUGCACUACUAAUGUUCAAUGCGACAACAAGCGAGUUAUCGAAUUCACUUCUUCGUGUAGCUCAUCUCUUUCUCUAUCGUGAUCUAAUCCGAUUAUAUGCUGUAUAUAAUGAGGGUAUGAUUAAUCUGAUUGGUCGAUAUUUCACAAUGUCUAAACGUGAUUGUCGUAUAUCACUAGAUAUAUAUAAGAAUUUUAUUAAACGAAUGGAAGUUAUGAAUAUAUUCGUCAAGAUUGCUGAGUCUGCUGAACCUGGCGGUACACCUUUAUCCCUGGAUUCAGAGAAUAGUCCAUUCCAACCAGUACCUCCAUCAGUUUUGGAGGCUCUUGAACAGCAUUUAGCAUACUUGGAAGCUCAUAAGCAAGCUGAUAAAAGGAUCACUAAUAGCACAUCUCCAAAGUCACAAACCAAUACAACAUCCAGAACUGAUGAAAUUAUUGCUGUUGUCCCGCCUACUGCCGCCACUGCUAGUCUGGAUCACUCCAAUUCCUAUAGUGGUGAUUUUGUAUUGACUGCUGAAGAACGUCAGCGUAUAAUUGAAGAAGAAAGGGCACGCUUAGAGUCAUUUGUUUCAACAGCUCGACAACAUGCCUUUUCAUCAUCAUCAUCAGAUCAACAACGCAUGUCUAACACAUCAACAGAUCAACAGUAUUAUCAUUCAACAGAUGGUGAUAAAUUUCUUGAUUUGGUGUCUUUUGGCGAGACAUCCACAAAAACACCAUCACAAUUGGACAAUAAUACUUCUAUUUGGUCAACAAGUGAUUUAAAUGAAAUGAAUCAACGGUCUACUGUGCAGAAUUCAUCUAAUCUGUCUUCUGAACACAAUCUUCUUGACCUUAAUGAUAUUUCUACUGUUUCGUGUGCAUUCGGAGUGAAUUCAACAAGAAGUCCCCAGUUGUUUUUGUCUAAUCAAGUAUCAUCAUCAACGACAACAACAACAGCACUUGUACCUUUUCUACCUUCUAGUCUAGUUGUAUACCCAACUAAUCCAUUCUUGAUCAACACAACACCUCAACAAUUAUUGAUACCAACUGGUAUAUCAACAGAUAUCCUGUCAAAUCAAUUCCCUGGUUCUAAUACUAAUUGUACAGGAUAUACUCCAUCUAUAAAACCGGCUUCAAAUGCUGUCCAAUCAUCUCAAUCAUCCAUAUCAUUAGAUGAUAAAAUUGCUCAAAUAGCCGGAAGUCUCUCAAUUCGUGAUCAUUAUGCCACUAGUCAAGGUGGUCGAAUAUAUCGUGCUCCGGAUGGUAGUCUAUCAGCAGUUAACUGGUCAGGAACUAUGCCAUGUGUUCAAAGUUCAAAUAAUAUGUCUAGUCAGUCAACACCACAAGCGCCAGCUCCGGUACAUGCAUCAUCGUCAAUGAAUCAGAUAACUGGCCUUAGCAGUGGCAAUACCACCAUGUAUACUAAUCCACCGGUUUCUUCGAGCAAUGGGGUUAGCAACUUCACUUUGAAUCCAACUAAUCCAUGGGUGGCAAUCACUCCUCAGUCUUUGACCCAACCUCCUCAACUGUUUCUUAAUCAGAACCAAUCAUUCACAACGGCGACAUCAUUGAAUGGUGGAAUGGUCUCUAGUAAUAUUACCGGCCUGAAUCGUCCAACCAACAAUCCAUUUCUUCUCUGAUUCAUUCACACUGUCUACACUCUGGUUUCAACUUGUCCUACCUUAUUAUCUUGCUUUGUCUUUGUCUUAUUUCCGCCUAUGGUGUAUGUGUGUGUGUGUCUAUGCUUCAGUAGUGAAUAAUGUCUAUGUCGUGUGUUUCACUCGCUAUUGUCUUCUCUCUCACCCUUGUCUUUUCUCAACAAUGUCUCAUUGUCUUUCUAUUGAUAAAAAAAAAGAGAAAGGAAUGGUUAGGUUAUUGUAAUGAUUGAUCGUUUACCCUAUUCCUCCUAAUCCUUGCUCUGUGCAUGUGUGUAUGCGUGUCUCCAGUGUUCUUUAUACACCCAUCCAUCCAUCCAUUAUUAUGAUUAUGAUUAUUACUACCUAUGACGAUAGGCACACAGUGAUAGUGUUUCCUUCUCUUCCUUUUUUUCCUCAUUAUUUAUCCAUACCACUACUAAUGAUAUUGGUUACGAGAAUAAUGAUGAUGAUUCACAAUCCGCCCUGUUCAAUGGGGGGGGGGAUGACUUCCCACUCAUCCUGUCUAUAAGCUCACCUUAUACAUUAUAUUAAAUAUUCGCCUCUCUGUAUGGAUUCCAUCCUCUUCGUAAUAAAUCAAAACUGUAUAUUAAAAGCUUUCCUCAAAUACUUUACUGUGGAUGUUACACGUUUGUUCGUCUGUGUUUUUGAAUGUAUGUUCAGAUUGUAUAAAUCCUAAUAGUUUCACUAUGGUAACUCGUGUGUUUGUAUGCCUUGACAAUCAAAUCUGUGUCUUGUGCGCACAUCACUCUACGCCUCUUGUGUGUAUGUGUGUGUGACUGCCGUUUCCUUCUCUGUCUCUCUAUCUAUUUCAUUGACUCCUUGUGCUUCUGUGUAUCUCCACUUAUAGACAGACGUAGAAGGAUAGAUAGACAGACACAUAAACCAAAGACAAUACUUUAUAGUGCACUCGUUGACCAACAUAAAUACACAAACCAUUUAUCUGCAAAUAAAAAUGCAUAACCCUGAUGAAAUCAUUUCGUUUUUUUUAUCUUCUCAUCAUUUGUUUCAUUCUAAAUAAAAGAAAAAAGGCUAUUUU